Schistosoma turkestanicum is the source of this 273-nucleotide messenger RNA. The record is from the annotation of a GenBank genome assembly. NCBI's taxonomy places the organism in Eukaryota, Metazoa, Platyhelminthes, Trematoda, Strigeidida, Schistosomatidae.
AUGAAUGCAAUCAAGGUUCUACUCAUCUGCCUGUGUUUGUACACGAUACUACAGGAGAUCGAAGCUGACACAACCGUUAGUGUUAAGGCACCAGUAGCCGACAAGUCAGCGAAGAUUUCCAAACCGACUAGGAAGUAUCCGAGACCAGGGAGGUCAUUAGAAAAGAAUAAGAAGAAAUCGUCGACCGAGCUACCAGAUGGAGCAGUCAGAGUUGAGCAGCCGAAACCAGAAGAGAGUGGAAUCAUACUGGACCUGAUUGCAGCAAUGCUUUAG